Molecule: messenger RNA, 4525 nt
Organism: Cavia porcellus (domestic guinea pig)
Lineage: Eukaryota; Metazoa; Chordata; Mammalia; Rodentia; Caviidae
Gene: Abcb10
Product: ATP binding cassette subfamily B member 10
Exons: 13
Coding region: 213-2396 (727 amino acids)
Biological process (GO): oligopeptide export from mitochondrion
Cellular component (GO): mitochondrial inner membrane
Molecular function (GO): ABC-type oligopeptide transporter activity; ATP binding; ATP hydrolysis activity
Source: RefSeq, a predicted model, not a curated record
GGGGUCGCUCAGGGGCUCAGUCCGGUGCCCGCCCCGGGGUGGGCUGGGUGGAAGGGCGGGUCAGGAACACCAGUCUGAUGGGGCUGGUGGGCGGCCGCAGGCGGAGAGGGACAGGCUGCGCGGUGUCCCCGCCCUGUGCCCGGGCCGGGCCGGGGGUGUCCUCGGUUGCGCGGCCCGCGGGCGGGUGAAGUGCUUGGGUUGGACGCGGCGCCAUGCGCGGCCCGCCUGCCUGGCCGCUGCUGCUACUAGCGCGGCUGGGCCCGCACGCACGCACGUGGACGCCGUCGGGCCCUGUGUGGGCCACAGCCGCCCGGGCAUGGACCCCGACUCCUCGUGCCCUUGUGACCCUGCCGGCGUGGAUGGGCCUGCAGCCCGGGCUGCCGGGAGGCGUGAGCCUCUCGCGUGCCGUGGUGCGCUGGGCCGGGUCCCCUGUGACCCGCAGGUACGCAGCCCUGUCCCAACCGCGUCCCCAGCGUGCUGGGCUCCAGGGCGUCCCCGCGGCGGCGGCGGCCCGGACGAAGGCAGAGGUUGAGCGGCGCGCGCCGGCGGUGGACCCCGGGGAUGACAGACAGACGCGCCCCGCAGCUGGGCGCUCAGAGGCUGGCAAGCUGCUGGCGCUCGUGCGCCCGGAGCGUGGGAGGCUGGCAGCUGCUGUUGGGUUUCUUGCGGUAUCCAGUGUCAUCACCAUGUCUGCUCCUUUCUUCCUGGGGAAGAUCAUCGAUGUCAUCUAUACAGACCCCACCUCAGACUAUGGCGAGAGCCUGACCCGGCUCUGCCUGGGGCUCACCUGUGUGUUUCUGUGUGGAGCUGCUGCCAAUGCCGUCCGUGUCUACCUCAUGCAGUCCUCAGGUCAGCGAAUUGUGAAUAGGCUUCGGACCUCACUGUUCUCCUCCGUCCUGAGGCAGGAGGUUGCUUUCUUUGAUAAGACUCGCACAGGAGAACUGAUUAACCGCCUCUCAUCUGACACUGCACUGCUAGGGCGCUCAGUGACUGAAAACCUCUCAGAUGGGCUCAGGGCUGGAGCCCAGGCCUCAGUGGGUGUGGGCAUGAUGUUUUUUGUAUCACCGAGUCUAGCCACCUUUGUUUUAAGUGUGGUGCCUCCGAUGUCCAUCCUAGCAGUGAUUUAUGGCCGAUAUCUGCGGAAACUGAGCAAAGCCACACAGGACUCACUGGCACAAGCCACACAGCUGGCUGAGGAGCGUAUUGGGAACAUAAGAACUGUUCGAGCCUUUGGGAAAGAGAUGACGGAGGUGGAGAAGUACAGUGGCAGAGUGGACCAUGUGCUGCAGUUAGCAAGGAAGGAGGCCUUCGCUCGGGCCGGCUUCUUUGGAGCAACAGGGCUCUCCGGGAACCUGAUCGUGCUCUCCGUGUUGUACAAGGGAGGGCUGCUGAUGGGCAGUGCUCACAUGACCGUGGGCGAGCUCUCCGCCUUUCUCAUGUACGCCUUCUGGGUUGGAUUAAGCAUUGGAGGUCUGAGCUCUUUUUACUCUGAGCUGAUGAAAGGACUGGGCGCUGGUGGGCGUGUCUGGGAGCUCCUGGAGCGGCAGCCCCAGCUGCCCUUUAAUGAGGGUGUUACUCUAAAGGAGCAGAGUUUCCAGGGCGCCUUGGAGUUCAGGAAUGUGUACUUCGCUUAUCCAGCUCGUCCAGAGGUGUCCAUAUUCCAGGACUUCAGCCUUUCCAUCCCAUCAGGAUCCAUCACGGCACUGGUCGGCUCAAGUGGUUCUGGCAAAUCCACUGUGGUUUCGCUUCUCCUGCGACUGUAUGAUCCCAUUUCUGUCAUCAGCCCCUUGAUACUCAGUGACUCUCUGCCCUCCCCUCUACAAGGAACUAUUAGUCUUGAUGGCCAUGACAUCCGCCAGCUGAACCCCGUCUGGCUGAGAUCCAAGAUUGGGACUGUCAGUCAGGAGCCGAUUUUGUUCUCUUGUUCCAUUGCUGAGAAUAUCGCUUAUGGUGCGGACAGCCCGUCCUCGGUGACUGCAGAGCAAGUCCAGAGAGCAGCGGAGGUCGCCAAUGCAGCAGGGUUCAUCCGGAGCUUUCCCCAGGGCUUUGACACGAUGGUUGGGGAGAAGGGGGUGCUCCUUUCAGGUGGACAGAAACAGCGGAUUGCAAUUGCCCGUGCACUGCUUAAGAACCCCAAAAUUCUUCUCCUAGAUGAAGCAACCAGCGCACUGGAUGCCGAGAAUGAGUACCUGGUGCAGGAGGCCCUUGAUCGACUGAUGGAAGGCAGAACGGUGCUCAUCAUCGCCCAUCGCCUGUCCACCAUCAAGAAUGCCCACCUUGUGGCCGUGCUUGACCAGGGAAGAAUUAUUGAACAUGGGAAACACGAAGAGCUACUUUCCAAGCCAGAUGGGAUGUACAGAAAACUAAUGAAUAAGCAGAGUUUUAUUUCAACAUAAAGAACAGUUACUGAGAGAAUCUUGAAAUCAAAACAGCAUUGCAGAAAACAAUUUUAAGAGACUUUAUGAAAUCUGUAAAUGAUACUUCAAGUUAUUUGAAAUAUGCCUAUUUUUUCAAAGUAUAUAAACUAUUACCUCAAAAUGUAUUUGUUUUCAAGAUCUUUUUAUUCAGAUUUUUAAUAAUUAUACAUUUUUAAAUGUCUAUAGGACUGAAUUUAUUUUCAGGUUUUAUACUUCCUUUUGUUUUGCAAUAUUUUAAUUUUAAUGUAGCAUGUCACCUCAUUUCCUUUUGCCUACUGUUACAGAAUUAGGCUGUUUUUAAAAGGGAAUUAUAAAUCAAAAUGUUACUUACUUUAGGGCAGGUACCAAUCACUGUGACCCAUCUACUUUGGUCUAAUUUUAUUAGUUAGGAGAGCAGAAAAAUGAAAAUCUAACCCUUCCUUGUAUCUUCAUAAUCUCAUGAAGCAAACUGGAGUAAAAACAGAAACAAUUAUUGUCAGGUGAAGAGAAGGAAACAUUUAUAUUGCCCAUUUCCUACAUCUUCAGAGGCAUUUUUGUUUGCAUGGAAGAGGACCAUGUUUGAAUGUCUGCAGUUCUCAACAUUUUGGCAUAUGGAAGCCUGAUGAAUUUUUAAAAGAGAAGAAGCCCAUUCUUUCCCCAUGAAAGCUUCUGUUUUCUUUUUUUCUCUUGAGACAAGGUCUUGCUAUGUAGUCCAGACUUUGAACUCAGUAUAUAGCCCAGGCUUACCUUGAACUCCUGGCAGUCCUUUUGCUUAAACCUUUAGAAUGCUAGGAUUACAGGCAUGUACCACUAUACCCAGCCUUCAUUCACAUACUUGUUUCUGUACUUUUAGAAAGCAAGUCAUAGAUUACCAGGUAUUAUCAAGAAAGAUGGCUGAAGCUGGGUGGUGUGGUAUAUGCUACUUGGGAGGCUGAAACAGGAGGAUCAUAAAUUUGAGGUUAUUUUGUGUCAAUUUAGUGAGAUUCUAUCUCAAUUUAUAAAAAGGGCUGGGGAUGUAGCUCAGUGGUAGAACACUUAACUUAGCAUGCACAAUGGUCUGGGUUCAAUCUCCAGCAUUACCCCUCAAAGUAAAUUUUUACAUUUGAACUGUCUGAGAUACAUAUAUUGAAAAUUGUCUUAUUUACAAACUUGUAAUUCCUCCACAUGUAAAUUUUAUCUUUUAUAAUACUUUAAAAUUUUUAUUAACAGAGCUAAAGCCCAAAUAAUAUCACUAAUUUUCAGCUCUUUUGGGGGGAAAGGGGUCUAGCUAUGUAGUUCAGACUGGUUUUUUAACUCACUAUGUAGCCCAGGCUGGCCUCACACUUGCGUGAUCCUCCUGCCUCUGCCUGCCAAGUGCUGGGAUUACAGGCAAACACUACCACAACUGGCUAAUUUUCAGCUUUAAGACAUUUAAGAAACAUUUAGUUUGAAGUUCUUACUACUCCACGGAAUAACAAGGAACCUUUAAAAAUAUGCCACUCUCCUGAAAGACACUGGUAGUCUGGUUUUUUCUAUUUAUGAUUAUAGGUUUUUUUUUUUUGAGACAAGGUCUCACUAUGUUGAUUAUUGUUUUAUUUAUCUAAAUAUCUCAUAAUUCCUAAAGUGUUGCUGGUAACCAUUGACUUUGCCAGAUUUUGUAUCAGUGAUGUUAAUUUGGUAUUGCCUCAAGGAAAAAGGCUUUCCUAACGUUGAUGAUGCCAGCGCCUGAGAAGCAGUUAUCUUGAUACAGUUAAAGAGGAGUCUUACCACGCCCUCAGUGACUAUUGGCUUCUGAUUGUACUGGGGGAAGGAACCAGUGUCAUGAGAAAUGUGGAGUGUUAUACUUCAUUCCACAUAAGAGAACUUACAGGUAAAUGAAGUGCAUUCAGUAAAUGAGAGAAUGUAGUAUUGUUUGAGUGAGUAAACAGUACAUCUAUGCCAACCAUUUUAAUAGGCUUUACAUGUGUUCAUUACAUAGUUUGUUAUUAUAGUAUGGUUGUCAGAAGGCAAACAAAGCACAAUACUAAGUCAGAUAUAAGGGAGAUCUCUUUGUUCCACAAAAUAUUUAUAAAAUGGAAUUUGAUCACUAUAUUUUGUUUUCUAAUAUGUGUCUUUAACAAUUUAUAUCAUAGAUUAAAAUUUAUAGUAAA